GCGGCGGCUCGCUCCCCUCCAGUACGUUGAGAGACGCGAACAGAGAGUAUCUGAGAGAGGAGGUCGGGCGGAUGGUCAAAUCACACCUACAGACGAUACUGAAUAGCCACUGCUUCGUUAGAGAAAAAGAGAGACACUCCGUCGAGAUGCCCGUCGUCGAGAAGCCCAGUGUCACCUCCGAGAGUGAGAGCAUCUCCAGUCCCCGGAGGUGCUCGCCCCGCAGCAGUCACCUGUGUGCGGGGCCUCAGUGGUGCUCCGAUGCCCCUCACCCACCCCUGAAGAUCCCAGGUGGGCGAGGGAAUGAUCAACGGGAUCGCAAUCUUUCUGCAACGCUUUUCUACUCGGACGCUCAGCUGCUGGUUCUGGAGGAGCCCCUUCCCGCCAACGGAAGGGUGCGCUUCCUCCACUUUGAGCCCCGCCGCGCUGAGUGUAAGAAGUGUGUCUGGAGGGUGGCGCUGAAAGGGGGGAACCUCUACAUCGAGAUCCUCCCCGGGCCCCUCCCAGAGGGAAGCAAGGACAGUUUGGCGCUUCUGUUGGAGUUUGCGGAGGAGAAGCUGCAGGCUGACCACGUGUUCGUCUGCUUCCACAAGAACCGGGACGACCGAGCUACCUUGGUGCGCACCUUCAGUUUCCUGGGCUUUGAGAUUGUGAGACCGGGUCACCCCCUCGUCCCGGCCCGUCCUGAGGCCUUCUUCAUGGCCUACACCAUGGAGAGAGACUCUUCUGACGAUGAUUAAGUGACCCCAUUUACCAUUCUAACUGUCGUUGUUUUUGUUUGGCUUCAGAAUCCCCCCCCCCCUCCCGUUUUAAAUUUGUAAUGUUGUUGAAGGUGAAUAUACUUCCCGCUCAGUGUUUAUUUUUCUCUCCUGUGAAAGGCGUUCAGGUUCGUUUUGAUUUCUAGCUACCAUCUGCUGUAUUGCAAUGAUGAUUAAGAUGUUACAGGCCAGGAAUAUAAAUUAAGCAUCUGUUUGAAAUUAUCCUGUUUUAGUUAUUUUCUCUGUGAUGUGUAGUGCUUAAAUUCCUGUACAUCACUUUUGAUGCAACCCAAUGAUCAUCUCUACAAGGUCGUCCUAAUGGGGAAAUCCUACAUGUCAUUCAUGUCAUUGACGACUAUUGAUUCAUGUUAAUAUAUUUUUUUUUCAAUAUGUGCAUGGAUUUCAAUUUGUUCAGGCUCUCUGGUCAGAAAUGUGCUUGUUGUAACUGUUCUAAAUAAAAAUGGUCACUUGGGAUUGGAAA
Molecule: messenger RNA, 1236 nt
Organism: Gadus macrocephalus (Pacific cod)
Lineage: Eukaryota; Metazoa; Chordata; Actinopteri; Gadiformes; Gadidae
Gene: oaz1a
Product: ornithine decarboxylase antizyme 1a
Biological process (GO): positive regulation of protein catabolic process
Cellular component (GO): nucleus; cytoplasm
Molecular function (GO): ornithine decarboxylase inhibitor activity
Source: RefSeq, a predicted model, not a curated record